AUGCCGCAGCCAGGCCAGUCCCACGAGAAAGACCCCCGAUGGACAGCGGUUGACACCUACUCGUUCGGCCACCUCCACCCCUCCACGCGCAUAUCCCCCUCCCAAUCCGCCCUCCAACACGCCCUCGACGCCUCCCAGAAAGCCGGUCUUCCAGACAUCGCCGUCUCGCCCUCCCAAGGCAAAUACCUCCAACUCACCGCACGCCUCGCACGUUCCAAAAACAUCCUCGAAGUAGGCACAUUGGGCGGUUACAGCACCAUCUGGCUCGCAACAUCCAGUCCCAACGUAAAAGUAAUAAGCGUCGAAGUCGAUACGCACCACGCCAAUGUCGCACGGUCGAAUAUCCAGACCGCGGGCUUGGAAGACAAUGUGGACGUCAUGGAAGGGCCUGGUAUGGACGUCCUUCCUGCUCUGGCACAGCAGGUUAGAGACGGCAAGAGGCCGAAAUUCGACUUCGUCUUCAUCGACGCGGAUAAGGAGAAUAAUUGGAACUAUGUGGAUACAGCGCUCGGUAUGUGUGAGGCGGGUGCGUGCGUUAUCGUGGAUAAUGUGGUGCGGAAGGGGCAGUUAGCGGAAGAGACGGAUGAUCCGAGGAUUGCGGGGGCGAAGAGGGUGGUGGAGAAUGUGGGGAAGGAUGAGAGGCUGGAUGGGGUGGUGUUGCAGACGGUGGGGGAGAAGUCCUAUGAUGGGUUCUUGCUUGCUGUUGUGAAGUAG
This is a messenger RNA of Alternaria viburni, 714 nucleotides long. RefSeq lists its product as uncharacterized. The transcript has a single exon. NCBI's taxonomy places the organism in Eukaryota, Fungi, Ascomycota, Dothideomycetes, Pleosporales, Pleosporaceae. Gene Ontology annotation, molecular function: O-methyltransferase activity; S-adenosylmethionine-dependent methyltransferase activity. The record is from RefSeq and is a predicted model, not a curated record. Bases 1 to 714 code for a protein of 237 amino acids.